UCCUCCAUUUGUGUUUGCAGGAGGACUUGAAGUUAACCUUCAGCCUAAGAGUCAGCCAACUGAGAAGCACAAUGUCUCCUUGCAGUGUAUGGCAGACAAGUUCACUUUUGAAAACCUGACUUGGUUUAAGCUGAGUCCUCGCGCUUCCAUGGUGCGGCUUGGCAGGCUGCCUUUGCCAGUCUGCAAGAACCUGGACGCUCUUCAGAAGCUGAAUGCCACAGUUGCGAGAGCCAAUGGAGAGAACAUCACCAUGGAACUCAUGCUCCGUAAUGUUUCCCUCCAGGACAGCGGGGAUUAUGUGUGCAUAGCCCAGGACAAAAAGACCAAAACACGGCACUGCCUUGUCAAACACCUCACUAUUCAAGAACCAGUGGCACCUGUAAUCACCCGAAACCCUGAGAAUCAAACAACAAAUAUUGGUGAAACUAUAGAAGUAUCUUGUGUAGCAAAUGGAAUUCCUUCUCCACUCAUCACAUGGUUUAAAAACAACGUAACCCUUGUUGAAGAUUCAGGUAUUGUUUUGAAAGAUGGGAACAGAACUCUCACCAUACGGAGGGUGAGGAAAGAAGAUGAAGGUCUCUACACUUGCCAUGCUUGUAAUAUCCUGGGCUGUUCAAAAGCAGCUGCAUUUUUUGAAGUAGAAGGCACUGAUGAGAAACGAACCUCGAGCUCAUUAUUCUGGUUGGAACGGCGGUAAUUGCCAUGUUCUUCUGGUUGCUCCUCGUAAUCAUUCUCCGGACCGUUAAGCGGGCCAAUGGAGGAGAACUAAAGACUGGCUACCUAUCUAUCAUCAUGGAUCCUGAUGAAGUCCCUAUGGAUGAACAAUGUGAACGUCUUCCUUACGAUGCCAACA
Molecule: messenger RNA, 853 nt
Organism: Podarcis muralis (Common wall lizard)
Lineage: Eukaryota; Metazoa; Chordata; Lepidosauria; Squamata; Lacertidae
Source: RefSeq, a predicted model, not a curated record